CUCUUCUUUCCUUACUUUCUUUCUUUUCUCUAUCUGUCUCUACUUGUGUUUGUGCGCUUUGCCUUUCUUUAUACACAAGCAUAUCAUGGCUCUUUUGAACAGCGAUUGUCCUGACUUGAAACUGGUGGCGCGUGGCAAAGUGCGCGAUUUAUACGAAGUCGACGAUAACUCGCUUUUAUUUGUUGCAACCGACCGUAUCAGUGCUUUCGACGUCAUCAUGGACAAUGCUAUUCCCGGUAAAGGCAAGAUCUUGACCCAGGUUUCGCUUUUCUGGUUCGAUUUGUUGAAGGAUGUGUUGCCGAACCAUUUGAUUACGGCCGAUUUCGAAAAAAUGCCGGAGAAGGUGCAGAAAUACAAAAACCAAUUGGAGGGACGAUCGAUUUUGGUCAAGAAGAUGCGUGUACUUCCGAUUGAAGCCAUUGUGCGUGGCUAUAUUACUGGUUCUGGUUGGGCCGAGUACAAAAAGAAAGGCACCAUUUGCGAUAUCGAAUUACCCAAGGGUUUAGUCGAAAGCCAAAAAUUGCCCGAAGUCUUAUUCACUCCCAGCACCAAAGCUGAAAUUGGCGAUCACGAUGAGAACAUUCAUCCAUCCAAGAUGGUGGAGAUUCUCGGGGACAAGGCCUUGGCGGAUAAAAUCACGCAAUCGGCGAUUGCUUUAUAUACCAAAGCCAGCGAGUAUGCCGCCCAGCGAGGAAUUAUCAUUGCGGAUACCAAAUUUGAAUUUGGUUUAGACAAUCAAGGCAAUCUCGUCUUGGUAGAUGAAGUCCUGACACCUGAUUCUUCCCGUUUCUGGCCCGCUAGCAAGUAUCAACCUGGACAGACUCAGGAAAGCUUUGACAAGCAGUUCUUACGUAACUACCUUGAAUCCAUUGGUUUUGAUAAGAAGUCCAGCAUCAAACUUCCCGAUGAGGUCGUGAACAACACUCUGGAAAAGUACAAGGAGGCUUAUGCACUUUUGGUCGGAAAGGAAGUAUCAUUGUAAUUGUUUUAUAUGUACAUGAUUUGUCGAUAAAUGCACCUAAAAAGAAAAAAAGGAAAAAAUAGAAAUCAUUGUCACCAUUUUUUUUUUUUUUCAUCAACCCGAACCAACACGUGCU
Radiomyces spectabilis is the source of this 1097-nucleotide messenger RNA. RefSeq names its product phosphoribosylaminoimidazole-succinocarboxamide synthase. Gene Ontology annotation, biological process: 'de novo' IMP biosynthetic process. Gene Ontology annotation, molecular function: phosphoribosylaminoimidazolesuccinocarboxamide synthase activity. Gene Ontology annotation, cellular component: cytoplasm. Lineage: Eukaryota; Fungi; Mucoromycota; Mucoromycetes; Mucorales; Radiomycetaceae. The coding region runs from base 86 to 982 and encodes 298 amino acids. The record is from RefSeq and is a predicted model, not a curated record. The transcript has 5 exons.